UAUGUUGUUUUGUCACUAUCAUUAUUAUCUAUUUAUCUAGAUGCAAACUUCUGGAUGAACCAAGGACAGGAAACGCUCCGGAGAGCUCUCAACCGUCAAGACAUUCGUGGUAUUGCUAAGAAUGUGAUUUUCUUCUUAGGGGAUGGGAUGGGUAUCACUACUACCACUGCCGCCCGUAUCUUUAGGGGUCAACAAGCAGGAAAACCCGGCGAAGAGGGAUCGUUAGCAUGGGAUCAGUUCUCACAUGUGGCUCUUUCUAAGACCUACAACACUGAUCAACAAAUAGCAGACUCGGCGGGAUCGGCUACGGCGUUCUUCUGCGGAAUCAAGACGAGAUCGGGAUUGGUUGGACUAGAUGACAGUGCUGAAAGGGGUAACUGUGAGUCGGCCAAAGGUGCACAAGUUGACUCAAUCCUAGUACAAGCUCAUCGGGCAGGUAAAUCUACCGGAAUAGUCAGCACGGCCCGUGUAACACAUGGGACACCAGCAGCUACCUACGCACAUUCGCCCGAGAGAGAUUGGGAGAACGAUAGUGACAUUCCUCAAAAGGAAGCAGAAACGGGAUGUAAAGAUAUCGCACGACAACUAAUCGAAGAUAACAACUUUAUAAACGUCAUUCUUGGGGGAGGUCGAAAUCAGUUUUUACCAGAUGUAGCCCUAGACCCGGAGUACGGCUCUGAAAACGUGACUGGUCUGCGGAAAGACGGCGUCGAUCUGGUCAAAUAUUGGCUCUCAGAAAAGGGAUUGUCUGCGAAGUUUGUGUGGAACGAAACAGCAUUUAAGGAAGUCGAUAUUCUAUCAACAGAAUACUUACUAGGUCUGUUCGAACCAGGAUUUAUGAAAUUCGAGAGUUUGAGAGCAACUGACAAGAGUGGGGAGCCCUCUCUUGUCGAGAUGACACAAACAGCGAUUCGAUUGCUGAGCAAGGACAAUGAUGGAUACUUUCUCAUGGUUGAAGCUGGACGAAUCGACCACGGCCAUCAUUUGGGGAAAGCAUACCUGGCUUUCCAGGAUACCAUAGCCUUUGAUGAGGCAGUUGCCAAAGCUGUAGAGAUGACAAGCCUCGAGGAUACCCUCAUCAUCGUGACUGCCGACCAUGGCCAUAGUUUGAGUUUUGGUGGGGUUGCUAGCCGAGGAAAUGCUAUACUUGGUUACGAUGACAGAGACAAUGGCACAGAUGAUCUUCCAUACCUGACCCUGACUUACGCCAAUGGCCCGGGAGGAGUCAAGAUAGCUGAAAGUUAUUUCCAAACAGGGAAACGACCAAAUCACUUCGAUUCAGACUACAAUGCCAACGAUUUUCUACAAGACGCUGUUGCGCCAUUAAAGUACGAGACCCACUCCGGCACUGACGUAGCGAUCUACGCGCAAGGACCAUGGGCUCACCUUUUCCACAGUACACAUGAGCAGAACUACAUCGCGCACGUUGUCCGUUACGCAGCAUGCUAUGUUCAAGGGGUUGAAAAUGCAUGCACACGUUCGCCGGAAAAACUCCCAUUCUGCACUGGGCAUGCGCAUGCCAUAUAUGCUACUAGUUUACCUUAUACACUUCUCCUGAUUGUUUUCACGUGGCUGAUGGGAGGGAGACUUUUCACUGUCAAUAACCAACUGCAUUUGCCAGGACAUUAG
This is a messenger RNA of Lytechinus variegatus (green sea urchin), 1629 nucleotides long. RefSeq names its product alkaline phosphatase-like. Gene Ontology annotation, molecular function: alkaline phosphatase activity. Lineage: Eukaryota; Metazoa; Echinodermata; Echinoidea; Temnopleuroida; Toxopneustidae. The transcript has 8 exons. The annotation marks the transcript as partial. The record is from RefSeq and is a predicted model, not a curated record. Gene Ontology annotation, biological process: dephosphorylation.